Messenger RNA from Elephantulus edwardii (Cape elephant shrew), 1272 nucleotides. RefSeq names its product transmembrane 7 superfamily member 2 (gene TM7SF2). Gene Ontology annotation, molecular function: oxidoreductase activity, acting on the CH-CH group of donors, NAD or NADP as acceptor. The transcript has 10 exons. The coding region runs from base 17 to 1270 and encodes 417 amino acids. Gene Ontology annotation, cellular component: nuclear inner membrane; endoplasmic reticulum membrane. NCBI's taxonomy places the organism in Eukaryota, Metazoa, Chordata, Mammalia, Macroscelidea, Macroscelididae. The record is from RefSeq and is a predicted model, not a curated record. Gene Ontology annotation, biological process: sterol biosynthetic process.
AGGCAGAGCAGAGACCAUGGCCCCUCAGGGCCCCCGAGACCCACUGGAAUUCGGGGGGCCUAUGGGAGCUGCAUCGCUGAUGGCGCUGCUCCCCGCCACAAUGCUACACCUGCUCCUGGUGGCCCGCUCGGGGCCCGCGCGCCUCCUGGGCCCGCCCCCCUACCUGCCGGGGCUCGGGGAGCUGUGGAGCCCAGGGGCGCUGUUGCUGUGGCUCACCUGGCUCGGCCUGCAGGCGGCACUCUACCUGCUGCCCGCACGCAAGGUGGUUGAGGGCCAGGAAUUGAAGGACAAGAGUCGCCUGCAAUACCCCAUUAAUGGCUUUCAGGCUCUGGUGCUGACAGCCCUGUUGGUGGGACUGGGGUUAUUAGCCGGGCUGCCCCUGGGGGCGCUUUCAGACAUGCUUCUGCCUUUCGCCUUUGCGUCCACCCUCACCACCUUCAUCUUCAGCCUCCUCCUCUUCCUGAAGGCCCAGGUAGCUCCUGCCUCAGCACUGGCCCCUGGCGGCAACUCAGGAAAUCUCAUUUACGACUUUUUCCUGGGAAGAGAGCUCAACCCUCGCAUCUCUUCCUUGGACUUCAAAUAUUUCUGUGAACUGCGGCCAGGCCUCAUGGGCUGGGUCCUGAUCAACCUGGCUAUGCUGGUGCAGGAGGCAGAGCUUCGGGGUAGCCCCUCGCUGGCCAUGUGGUUGGUCAAUGGCUUCCAGCUGCUCUAUGUGGGUGAUGCCCUGUGGCAUGAGGAGGCCAUCCUGACCACCAUGGACAUCACACACGAUGGCUUCGGCUUCAUGCUGGUCUUUGGGGACUUAGCCUGGGUACCCUUCACCUACAGCCUGCAGGCCCAAUUCUUGUUGCACCACCCACAGCCUCUGGGGCUGCCCAUGGCCUCUACCAUCUGCCUCAUCAAUGCUGUUGGCUACUACAUCUUCCGAGGGGCCAACUCCCAGAAAAACACCUUCCGGAAGAAUCCUUCUGAUCCUAGAGUUGCCGGCCUCGAGACCAUCCCUACAGCCACUGGCCGGCAGCUGCUGGUGUCUGGGUGGUGGGGAAUGGUGCGUCACCCCAACUACCUAGGAGAUCUCAUCAUGGCUCUCGCGUGGUCCCUGCCUUGUGGGACCGCUCACCUGCUGCCCUACUUCUACCUCCUGUACUUCACCUCGCUGCUGGUGCACCGGGAGGCCCGCGAUGAGCGGCUGUGCCGCCAGAAGUAUGGCCUGGCCUGGCAGGAGUACUGCCGGCGCGUGCCCUAUCGGAUCGUGCCCUACAUCUACUGAGG